Arthroderma uncinatum is the source of this 1257-nucleotide messenger RNA. RefSeq names its product 3-ketoacyl-CoA thiolase. The record is from RefSeq and is a predicted model, not a curated record. The transcript is spliced from 3 exons. Gene Ontology annotation, biological process: phenylacetate catabolic process; fatty acid beta-oxidation. Bases 1 to 1257 code for a protein of 418 amino acids. Gene Ontology annotation, cellular component: peroxisome. Lineage: Eukaryota; Fungi; Ascomycota; Eurotiomycetes; Onygenales; Arthrodermataceae. Gene Ontology annotation, molecular function: acetyl-CoA C-acyltransferase activity.
AUGUCUCAAUCAUACCAGCGUCUUAUGCAAGUUGCUUCGCAAAUCACCUCGAAGAAGAGUGGUAGCGCUGCUCUCCUCGAGAAAAACCCAGGCGAUAUCGUUGUGACAUGCGCCCUUCGAACGGCCAUAACGAAAGGCGGCAAGGGUGGCUUCAAGGACACCGCUGGUGCUGAUCUCCUAGUCGGUGCUUUCAAGGCCCUGAUUGAAAGAUCAAAGAUCGACCCUUCUGUUGUUGAAGAUAUUGCUGUUGGAUGUGUGCUCGCCCCUGGUGGUGGUGCCACUGAAUUCCGCGCUGCCGCUUUGGCCGCUAGUUUCCCCGAGACUGCUGCAGUCAAAGCCCUGAACAGACAGUGCUCCAGUGGUCUACAAGCAAUCGUUGAUAUUGCCAAUGCCCUGAAGGCUGGUGUCAUCGAUGUCGGUAUCGGAGCCGGUGUUGAGAGCAUGUCUUCUCAAUAUGGCCCCGGAGCUGUCACAGAGUUCUCUGAUCUACUAGACAACCACAUGGAAGCUGCAAACUGCAAGGUCCCCAUGGGAGUUCUUUCAGAGAACAUGGCCAAGGAUCUCGGUGUCACCCGUAAGGAGCAGGAUGCUUUCGCUGCCUCUUCCUACCAAAAGGCAAUCAAGGCUCAGGAAGCCGGCCUCUUUGACGAAGAGAUAGCCCCUCUCACUGUUAAAUUCACCGACCCCAAGACCGAAGAGGAGAAGACCAUCACCGUCAAGGCUGAUGACGGUGUCCGUGCUGGAAUCACCCCGGAAUCCCUCGCCAAGAUCCGACCAGCCUUCGCCGCUGACGGUUCCAUCCACGCUGGAAACUCCUCCCAGAUUUCAGACGGUGCCGCUGCCGUCCUUUUGAUGAAGCGUUCCACCGCAGAGCGACUUGGACAGAAGAUCAUUGGCAAGUACGUCACCGCCAGCAUUGUCGGUGUCAAGCCUCUUCUCAUGGGACAGGGUCCAUGGAAGGCCAUCCCCGUUGCCUUAGAGAAGGCCGGAAUCACCAAGGAAGAUGUCGACAUCUAUGAAAUCAACGAGGCUUUCGCAUCCCAGGCUGUGUGGUGUUCCAAGGAGCUAGGUUUGCCCUUCGAGAAGAUCAACCCCAAGGGUGGUGCUAUUGCCUUUGGCCAUCCUCUUGGAUGUACCGGUUCCCGCCAGGUCAGCACAUUGUUGACCGAGUUGAAGCGAACAGAUAAGAAGAUCGGUGUCACCAGUAUGUGCGUUGGAACAGGAAUGGGUAUGGCUGCUGUCUGGGUUGCCGAGUAA